AUGCGACUAUUUCCUAUGCGACAAGCUUUUCCUGACGGGUGCCGCGCGCGCCAGGCCUCGUGGGUUGGGGGAACCUGGCAGGCGCGCGACUGCAAGCCAGGGGCAGGAGGCAGACAGGCACGGCGCGCCCGUCUGCCGGGGACUCCGGCGGAGGUUUGGGCGGCCCGCGCCACGCAACAGAGGGGCAACGCCACCAACAGCGCAAGGGGCGUUUGGAAAUCUGCAAGGCGCGAGCGGGCCCAGAAAAGAACGGGUAGAAGUUGCAUUGCGUCUGGGCGUGGGGCUGCGAGUCACAUCCCGGCGCCUUCGUGCCCGCCGGAAAGGGGUUCUUUGCAGCACCGAUGGGCGCCUGGCGAGCGAUACGGGCACCUUCUUCUUCCUCCCAAACCUCUUUCCAGCAAACCCGCUUCACCACAGCAGGGGGAGUCCACACGCUAUGCUGGAACGCCGUCCCGCGGCAGAGGCCGCGCAGUCGCCACCUCCGCCCCUGCUGCCCCGUUGCGUGGGAUCCUGCCGCGCGAUGGGGAAAAUAAAAAAAUCAACAGAGUGUUCCCACGCCGCCCCCGAGGGCAACAUAGCCCAGACCCCCCCGGCGCAACCAGCUUGCGUCACCAGAUGGGCGGCGUGAGCGGCCCGCGGCAGUGGGAACUCGUGUGA
Trypanosoma rangeli is the source of this 657-nucleotide messenger RNA. RefSeq lists its product as uncharacterized. Bases 1 to 657 code for a protein of 218 amino acids. The record is from RefSeq and is a predicted model, not a curated record. The transcript has a single exon. NCBI's taxonomy places the organism in Eukaryota, Euglenozoa, Kinetoplastea, Trypanosomatida, Trypanosomatidae.